CUCUGUUAACCACAGAAGCCCAAAGUUCUUCCAUAGCUAAUCGGAGCCCGAUUCCUUUGCUCUGCUCUUAGGAGCUCUCAGUCCCCUUCCCCUCCAAGAAGCGGGUGAUGGCGUGCGGAACGAUGGAGCAGAGCAGCAGAUGCUUGGAAGACUUCCCUCUCAACGUGUUCUCUCUCACGCCUUACACACCCAGCACCGCCGACAUCCAGGUGUCCGAUGACGACAAGGCAGGGGCCACGCUGCUCUUCUCGGGCAUCUUCCUGGGUCUGGUGGGAAUCACGUUCACCGUCAUGGGCUGGAUCAAGUACCAAGGUGUCUCCCACUUUGAAUGGACCCAGCUCCUUGGGCCCAUCCUGCUCUCAGUCGGGGUGACGUUCAUCCUGAUUGCCGUGUGCAAGUUCAAAAUGCUUUCCUGCCAGUUGUGCAAAGAAAGUGAGGAAAGGGUCCUGGAUGCGGAGCAGACGGCCGGAGGGCAAUCCUUUGUUUUCACUGGUAUCAACCAACCCAUCACUUUCCAUGGGGCCACCGUGGUGCAAUAUAUCCCUCCUCCUUAUGGCUCUCAGGAGCCCAUUGGGAUGAACACCACCUACCUGCAGCCAGUGGUGAACCCCUGCAGUCUCAUACCCUCUGGAGGGGCGGUGGCCACCAUGCCGAGCCCUCCUCAGUACUACACCAUCUACCCUCCAGAGAACGCCGCCUUUGUUGAUGACCAGGACUACCUUUCCUUCACGGAUGGUGGAAAUGACAGGUCCAGCCCUGAUGCUGAGCAGCUAGAAGAGACACAGCUGGAAGAUGUGGACUCUGCCACCUUCUCUCCUCCCUCCUAUGAGGAAAUAUACUCUCUCUCUCGUUAGAGACUGUGAUGCCCGGGGAACAACGCUGAGUCAUGGCUGCUGACGACUGCAGUGUACUCUGCGCUGACCUUCAGAAGUUAGACAGCCCAGCAGCCCAGACAGCCUGACAGACACCAUGCAGCGUGGGGGAGGAGGAAGUGGGAAGUGAAAUGUCUCAGGUUAGUAAAAAUUAGGCUGGGACGAGGAAAUUCCCUUCCAGUACAGCUGGAAUCCCCUUCACGAGGUCAGGGAGCAGGCAUUUCACCUGUUUUCCCACUGUGCGCCUCUUCGCUACCGGAAGGCACUGUGUCUCAAUUGUAACUCCAGCAGCCAAGGGAGGAAUGACAUUGCUGUGACCUUGGGAGUUUCUGUCUAGUGGGAGUAGGGGCUGGGAAGGAAGGAGGGAAGAGAAAACAGGCUCAACGGGAGAUGUUCUCGGCCCCCAGAGAAGAGUCACAUGUCCCAAACAGCCGGGUUGCCACCCUGUGUCCCUUGAGGACACUAAGUAUCCUAAAGGCUGCAAAAAAAAUACAUAACAUGAAAUAAAGAAUGUCUCCUGUUAGAACAGUAUUGGAUAGCUGGCGAAACCGCACAAUAUAAACAAUAACAGGGGAAUGAUGUCAAUAAAUCUUAAGUUAUCCCUGGGUCACAGUGACUCUGGGGCUGCUGGUGUUCUCCUUGGCAAGGCUGAAGCUUGACGCGUCUGCCCCAGGCUGGCAUCUGCGCUGGGCACAAACCACCCAGCCCAGCGGCCGACAGAACACGGGGUUUCCCUUCGCACCUGCGGAGGAGCUCUGUUGAAUUAGAUGAAAUAGAGCUGCCGUGUCGACACCUGGAAGAUCACAAAUCAUGGAAACAAUCUGUGUGGGCCAAGACAAGCUCAGCUUCUUUAUGAAAAACUUCAGUGCCCUUAAGCUUCCUGCAUCUGGACUGUGUCGUAAACAACCAGAGCAGACUCACAGACGAUAGGAGAGACAGGUUAAACCAUUAGGUUCUAAAAGAAAAUAUUUUCCUUAGGCUACAAAGGUAAGGCCGCUCAAGGUAAGGGGGGCUCAUUCCAAAGGAAGGCAGGAUGGAGAAAGCCUUUGACGUUGGUACCAUGUCUGUAUAUGGAGCGAUUUCUGCUACUUCUUUAUCAGAAGCAUCUAGUUUUCCAAGGAUAUGAUUAAAAUAAGCUUGGUAUA
This is a messenger RNA of Equus caballus (horse), 2017 nucleotides long. RefSeq names its product transmembrane protein 174 (gene TMEM174). Lineage: Eukaryota; Metazoa; Chordata; Mammalia; Perissodactyla; Equidae. The record is from RefSeq and is a predicted model, not a curated record.